AUUCCCUUGAACACAUAUAACUAGAAAACUAUUCUCUCCGAUCUCAGGAUUAAUAUAAAAUGAUGUCUCUGCAAGGUCUGAUCCUGGUUUUGAUCUGUAUCUGUCGUAUCUCAGGCUUCUCUUCCAUCUGGUCCUUGUCCAACGCUAUGCUUGCCAGCAGUCAGGUCAAUGAGGCAGAUCUAGCCCUUUCCCGUAGUGUAACCGCCGGGGCGGAGCUUGCCAUGGCGGAGUGCACUGAUCAGUUUAAGAAUAAUGUCUGGAACUGUCCCAUAUCCGCCUUUGACCGGAAAGAAUCCGCCGAGAAUAAUCGCGAAACUGCGUUUGUCAACGCGAUUAUGAGCGCUGCUGUGACACAUACAAUUUCAAGAAAUUGCUCAGAGGGCGGACUAACCCAUUGUGGUUGCGAGAGGAACGGUGUGGUUAGCGGCGAAUCCUGGGAAUGGGGCGGCUGCUCCGACAAUGUAGUGUUUGGUUCUCUUGUAUCUAAACAGUUCCUUGACAAGUUGUCCAACGAACCUAAGACCCUGGCUAACAUUCAUAACAACGAGGCUGGUCGUGUAGCUGUUAAGAAGACGAUGCGUCAGCUGUGUAAAUGUCAUGGUGUCUCCGGGUCCUGUGCUACACAGACCUGCUGGAGACAAAUUGGAAACUUUAAAGAGGUGGGAACCUUUCUCAAGAAACAAUACAACAAGGCCAUGAAGGUUGAUUACAGCAACGGUGUCCUUCUUAAACUCCAGAACUCUAAGAUCCAAUCCAACCGAGUAGAGAGGAACAGGAGAACUUCAGAGGCAGAGAAGGAAUUAAACAUUAAGAAGAGAAAACUUGUAUUUCUCAAACCUUCUCCCAACUACUGCAGGAUGAACCCUGAGCAAGGAUACAAGGGUGUAAUCGGAAGAUCAUGUAUUGCUGAUCCUAACUCUAGUAAUCCAACCAAGGAUAUUCGAACCUGCUCCCAGCUGUGUCAUGCUUGUGGAUUAUAUGUUAAAAAACAAGUUGUAGACGUGACAACCUCCUGUAACUGUAAGUUUGAAUGGUGCUGCAAGAUCUCUUGUCAAACCUGUCAUAAAAAGCAGAUUAUUAUUACUUGUGUUGAAACACCACAGUAUGAUUACUCUUAUAUUGUUAGUAAUAGUACCUAAACCUAAACUUCAAGAUCUCCCUUACUUAAAGCAUUGUAUU
Messenger RNA from Eurytemora carolleeae, 1179 nucleotides. Its product is annotated as protein Wnt-8b. Gene Ontology annotation, cellular component: extracellular region. The transcript has a single exon. Bases 60 to 1139 code for a protein of 359 amino acids. NCBI's taxonomy places the organism in Eukaryota, Metazoa, Arthropoda, Copepoda, Calanoida, Temoridae. Gene Ontology annotation, biological process: cell fate commitment; multicellular organism development; neuron differentiation. Gene Ontology annotation, molecular function: frizzled binding; cytokine activity. The record is from RefSeq and is a predicted model, not a curated record.